Molecule: messenger RNA, 1959 nt
Organism: Lonchura striata (white-rumped munia)
Lineage: Eukaryota; Metazoa; Chordata; Aves; Passeriformes; Estrildidae
Gene: DNAJB5
Product: DnaJ heat shock protein family (Hsp40) member B5
Cellular component (GO): cytosol
Molecular function (GO): protein-folding chaperone binding
Source: RefSeq, a predicted model, not a curated record
CUUGCUAGCUUUUGCCGGAGGAGCAGCCCUAUCAGCUGCCCUGGCUGCUCCCUGGGUGGCUGCGUCCCCAGGGGUGACUGGGGGAUGAAUUACAGCCACUGGGUUUUCCAUGCCUUAGUAUAGGCACGGGCAUGGCCUCAGCCCCCGCGCGAUGCAGCGAGAGAGCCCUGAGUUCCUGGCUUACUGCAACAUCUAAUUGGAGGCUCUCAGGGAGUGCAAGUCAGGCUAGAAAGUGUUGAGGUUUUUUUUUAAACAGAAAAAGAAAAAAGCCCUCCCACCAUCACAAGAUGUUUCUGUCUAACGGCUCCGUUCUCUCUCCGCUAAAUACAAAUUAUGGCUCUGACAGCCGGAGGCGCUUAUCUCCAGCUGAAUGCCAAUUGCUUUCAGGAACAAAAUGUUUGAAGUUCCUUUAAGGUGAAGGCACAACAUGGUCCCUGCCACUGCUUUCAACCUCCAAAACCUGCUGUCAUCACCCCGACUUCGGUCUCAGGUCCCCAGCUGGGAGAGAACCAGGCAAGGGGGCGGACACAGGCUGGCAGCUGCAUUUGGACAUAGCUCAGCCCUCCUGACUCAGUCAGGGGGGACGGACAGGGACGUGGUCCUGGCCUGACGUUAGCAGUGGCGUGGCCCCUAUAAUAGCACCGUGCCCCGACUUGAGCUCUCUGUCCCUGUCAGCCUCAGAGAUGAGUCUGUCCAUCCCAGCCGUGGGGCUCAGCGGGAUAGAACCAGAGCUGGGAUACAUUCUGGCACAGGGGCUCUGACCUCUGUUGGGAAGCGUGGACUUGAGCUGGCUGUGGUGCUGCUGGCCCGUGGGACACAGGGAGCAUCGUCUCCGCGAUAAGAAUAAGUACUCAGCUCCCGGCAGCGUCGCCGUCAUGGGGAAGGACUAUUACAAGAUUUUGGGCAUCCAGAGUGGCGCAAACGAAGAUGAAAUCAAGAAGGCCUAUCGGAAAAUGGCCCUGAAAUAUCACCCUGAUAAGAAUAAAGACCCCAACGCUGAGGAGAAGUUCAAGGAGAUUGCGGAGGCUUAUGAUGUCCUGAGUGACCCCAAGAAACGAGCCGUGUAUGACCAGUAUGGGGAGGAAGGUCUCAAAACUGGAGGUGGCUCUUCAGGUGGCUCAGGGAACACCUUCCACUACACCUUCCAUGGAGACCCCCAUGCCACCUUCGCAUCCUUCUUCGGAGGCUCCAACCCUUUUGACAUCUUCUUCGCCAGCAGCCGGUCUCGGAUGUUCAAUGGCUUUGACCAGGAAGACAUGGAUAUGGAUGAUGACGAUGACCCUUUCAGUGCCUUUGGCCGAUUUGGCUUCAACGGCAUUAAUGGGGUUCACCGGCGGCACCAGGAGUCUCUGCACACGCGGAGGAAGGUCCAAGACCCACCUGUCAUCCAUGAGCUCAAGGUAUCCCUGGAAGAGAUUUACCACGGAUCCACCAAGAGGAUGAAGAUCACUCGCAGAAGGCUCAAUGCUGAUGGCCGGACCAUGCGGACUGAGGACAAGAUCCUAAACAUUGUCAUCAAACGGGGCUGGAAGGAGGGAACCAAAAUCACAUUCCCCAGAGAAGGGGAUGCCACUCCAGACAACAUCCCUGCAGACAUCGUCUUCAUCCUCAAGGACAAGCCUCACUCACACUUCAAGAGGGAUGGGACAAAUGUGAUCUACACGGCAAACAUCAGUCUUAAAGAGGCCUUGUGCGGCUGCACUGUGAACAUUCCCACCAUUGAUGGACGGGUGAUCCCGCUUCCCUGCAACGACAUCAUCAAGCCAGGGACAGUGAAGAGACUACGUGGGGAGGGGCUGCCCUUCCCCAAGGCCCCCAGCCAGCGAGGAGACUUGAUUGUGGAGUUCAAAAUCCGCUUCCCGGACAGAAUAGCUCCCCAGACAAGACAGAUCCUCAAGCAGCACCUCCCAUGCUCCUAGAGCCCAGGGACUCUCCUCCAAAGCAGCAAUACUCCAAACA